UGUCAGUCCACACAAUUGUUAAAGAUACAAAUUUUCGUUUGGAUAUUAGUUUCUAGUUUCUACAAAACAACACACCAUUCAGUAUUACCGAUGAUCCUUCUUCAUUCUCCCCAUCCUCCACGAUUACGAUUAAUCUCUCUUUGCAAUCCCGUCGGUGGUCUCCGCAGCAUUCACAGUCGUCGGACCCUAUAUUAUGGAACCAAAAUAUCACUAGAAUGCAACCUCCGACACAGGUCUAUUUCACCUCCUACGAGCACUGAGUUGGGCAUUUGUCCUCAGGAAACGAACCCUCAAUCUUUAUGCUCUUGUGGAAGACGGCGGUUCGUCGGAGCAAUUGCUACGGCCCCGUUCCUGCCAAUUCUUCCGUCAUAUGCAUCUGCUUCGCAACUUGAUCCUGCAGAUAUGUUGAACCAAAUUCAUCCCCCAAGGGCGGAUUGGUAUGAGGAAUUUUAUGCAUCAGUUAUGGCUACAGAAAUGAAAUCCUAUGAAUCAGAGAUUUCAGGGUAUAAGUCACAGAUAUUUGCUGAUCUUGGUAGAGCUAAAACUGUUUUAGAAAUUGGAAUUGGGACAGGUCCUAAUCUCAAAUAUUAUGCAGACAGUAGUAACAUAAUUCGUGUUUAUGGAAUAGAUCCCAAUAGAAAGAUGAAGAAAUAUGCGCAGGAAUCUGCUACUCUUGCAGGGUUGUCGUCAAGAAAAUUUGAUUUUAUUCCUGCGGUGGCAGAGGCUUUGCCAUUAGAUAGUGCUUCCGUUGAUGUAGUUAUUGGAACAUUAGUAUUAUGCUCUGUGCAAAAUGUUCAUGCAGCCCUUCAAGAGAUAAUGCGUGUCCUUAAACCUGGUGGGAAAUAUCUAUUCGUGGAGCAUGUGGCUGCAGAAGAUGGGUCCAUACUCAGAUUCAUACAGGAAAUUCUCGAUCCUCUUCAGCAGGUUGUGGCUGAUGGCUGUCACCUCACCCGGAAAACAGGAAAGCACAUAUCUGACGCAGGUUUUUCCAAUGUUAAAAUGAACACAACUUUCUUGAAGAAUGCCUCACUUAUAAGUCCACACAUAUUUGGAAUUGCUUUCAAAUAACCAACAAAAUCGAAGAUCUGUUUCCACAUUAGAUAUUUAAAUGAAUCUUAUGAGUAUGAAUAUUUAUGGAUGUUCUAAGUAUCUGGUUAUUGUGAUCUAAUAAAAAAAUGCUUAAGCAAAUCUUGGACUUCA
Molecule: messenger RNA, 1200 nt
Organism: Impatiens glandulifera
Lineage: Eukaryota; Viridiplantae; Streptophyta; Magnoliopsida; Ericales; Balsaminaceae
Product: putative methyltransferase-like protein 7A
Exons: 6
Coding region: 91-1068 (325 amino acids)
Molecular function (GO): S-adenosylmethionine-dependent methyltransferase activity
Source: RefSeq, a predicted model, not a curated record